GAGCUGCGGGGCUGCGGACUGAUAAGCGGAUAGACUUUCUCAGUGUUUCUUCUGAUAUGAAGACCGAGUGACGCUUCAGACGGAGCGCGAGACCUUCAGGAGGACGAGCAGCGUCGCAGCAGCGCAGCGUCAUCAUUGGCUGAGAACCAGCUGGAGGCGGAGUCAGAUAGCGUGGGCGGGACUUCCUCUGAGCAGUGGACAAGAUGCUGCUGACAUCCUGCUACGCCCCCUGGAGCAACACCUGGCUCUGGUGUGUCCUGGUGCUCUUGACAGCUUCACCAGCAGUUCAUGGGGGUGACCAGACGGAGCCGUGUGGUGGACGGGACUGCUCCAUCUGUCAGUGCUUCCCAGCCAAAGGAGCGAGGGGAGCUCCAGGUGCUCUGGGACGGCAGGGCCCUCAGGGGCCCCCAGGCUUCCCUGGCCCUCAAGGGCCUCCAGGAGAGAAGGGCCACCGAGGAGAUGAGGGUCCGACUGGAGCUUCAGGACUGAAAGGAGACAUGGGAAAUGUCGGUGUUCCUGGUUUUCCCGGUUUAGAAGGAGUCCCGGGUCACCCGGGUCCAGCCGGAGGUCCUGGUUUUCCAGGUCUGGAUGGAUGUAACGGGACCAGAGGAGGGCGAGGAGAUUCUGGAUUUCCUGGAGAACAAGGUCCUGAUGGAGAACCGGGUUUUCCAGGACUGAAGGGAUUUCCAGGGGAUCCAGCAAUCUACUUCAUACAGUACCCUGGAGUACCUGGUGACGUUGGGCCAAGCGGACUACCUGGUCCCCAGGGUGAGCAGGGCCUGCCAGGUCAGAAUGGAGUUCCAGGUCCUGCAGGAUUUGCGGGGUCCAACGGUUUCCCUGGUCUGCCUGGUUCCAGGGGUCCACCUGGAGAAAAAGGUCGAUCUCUGCCCGGACAGAAAGGAGAUGAGGGGGAGCAGGGCCCCCAGGGGCCUCCGGGGCCAUUUGAGUAUGUUGACCCUCCAGAAGAUCUGUACAUCAAAGGAGAGCAGGGUCCACGAGGCCUUAAAGGUGUCUGUGGCAUUCAGGGACUGCCGGGUUUGGAUGCCCUUCCAGGAAUCAAAGGAGAGAAGGGGAUUGUUGGAUUUCCGGGAACAAGGGGAUUCUCUGGAAAUCCCGGUCAGUUCGGUGUGAAAGGAUUCAAGGGGAAUCUGGGAAGUCCAGGUCUUCCAGGUCUGAUUGGACGCGAAGGUCUGAAGGGCAUGAUGGGAGAUCCAGGUCCUAAAGGACUCCCUCGGGAUUCAGUCAUCACCCACCCAGGUGAGAUCGGGGACCCUGGUGCUCCUGGACCGAGUGGAAACCCGGGAGACAUGGGGUCGAUGGGAACACAUGGCCCUCCAGGAGACCCUGGCAGAUCCUUACCUGGACCAGCAGGUGUUGUGGGUCAGACCGGACUUCCAGGUUCCAGAGGUGACAAAGGAGAACCAGGUCAAGUGUUUAUAGAUGUACCCCCUCCUGGAGAACCAGGGAAACCAGGACAACCAGGAUUCCGAGGACCAAAAGGAAAACCAGGGACUCCAGGUCGUUAUUGUCUUCCCGGGGCCCCAGGACAGCCUGGAGAGCCAGGGGAAAAGGGGCCCCCAGGGGCCCAGGGCUUCCCAGGGUUUAAAGGUCAUCGUGGCAACUGUCUUUGUGGCCCCCCGAUUAUACUGGUGGGCCCCCCUGGGCCUGAAGGUGAACUGGGCUCGCCGGGGUUUCCAGGAGCCCCAGGGACUCCAGGGCUGAGAGGAGAGAGAGGUUUACCUGGAAACACUGGAGAGACUGGGCAACAGGGCCUGGGUGGCUUUCCAGGUGUCACAGGGUUCAAAGGUCAGAAGGGAGAUUUCAUUGUGAUGGAUAUUAAAGGUGAGAAAGGAAACAGGGGCCAGCAGGGUCCUGCAGGCAGACAAGGCUUCUCAGGGAGAAGAGGUACCGAUGGGCCCCCUGGGGCCCGUGGAAACUCCGGCCCCCAGGGUGAAAGUUUCCUCGGCUCACCUGGGGACCGGGGCUUCCCAGGCCCGUCAGGGCCAGACGGGAUAUCAGGCCCUUCAGGGCCCACAGGACCAGAUGUAGCUGGAGCAGUGGGACAGCGUGGGAACCCCGGGGCCCCGGGACUUCCAGGACCGCCGGGCCUCCCAGGGCCUAAAGGGGUCAAAGGUGACACUCUGCCCUGUGUACCCAGAAACCCUGGCCCCCCAGGAGAGAAGGGAGAGACCGGAAAUACAGGCUACAGAGGACUCCCAGGUCCUCCAGGUUUCCGUGGUGUCACUGGACCUGAUGGACCUAAAGGAGACGAAGGACAGUCUGGACUUACUGGACCACCUGGACGACAAGGACCUCCGGGGGUUGUCGGAGAUACCGGAGUGGAAGGACCUGAAGGCUUCAGUUAUGGUGGAGAGCCAGGCUCUCCUGGGCUACCAGGUUCUCCUGGAUUGAGGGGACCAGCUGGAGACUCUGAUGUUGGGCCCUCUGGACCCAUCGGCUUCCCAGGGUCAAUGGGCUCUCAGGGACCUAAAGGGGUCCCUGGCCCCCCCGGCAAUGAAGGAUUCCCAGGAGUCCUAGGUCUGCCUGGAGGCCCUGGGGCCAAGGGCCAGAGAGGACAGGAUGGGGCCCCAGGCAUACCUGGUCCCCCAGGGCCCACACCAGACCGCUGUGAUGCAGGAAAACCUGGUUCCAAGGGUCUCUCUGGCCCCCCGGGACCCAUUGGACGCCCAGGGUUUCUGGGGGAGAAGGGUGACAAGGGGGAGCCAGGCCCUCCAGGUUUUGGCCCCCAAGGCCCUGCUGGUAAACCGGGCUCUCCAGGGUUUCCUGGGUACACAGGACUUCAGGGCCCCUCUGGCUCCGUGGGAGACUCUGGACUGCCAGGGCCAGACGGUGAGAAAGGUCUGAUGGGGCCUACAGGCAGGGACGGAGGUCCAGGGGCCCCAGGAAGGAGUGGGGCCCCUGGAGUCCCAGGCGGGAGGGGUGAGAGAGGGUUCGAAGGACGGGAUGGAGCCGCAGGAUGUGAAGGGCUGAAAGGAGAGAAAGGCUGUAGAGGGGAACCGGGGCCUCCAGGAGACACCCAGUGUGUGCCCAUCAAAGGCGAGAAAGGAAAAGAGGGCCCUUCCGGCCUCAAUGGCUUCCCCGGACCCCGAGGAAAUAAAGGUUUGCGUGGUGCUGCUGGUAAGCCAGGCUGUACGGGCGUCAGCGGGCCCCCAGGCAUCGUUGGACCCCCAGGACCCUCUGGGUCCUACGGCAAACCGGGGCCUCCUGGAUCAGCUGGACGUCUAGGACCUCCAGGACUUAUCGGCUUCCCUGGCGAGACAGGAGAUCCUGGUGGCCUGGGAUGUCCUGGUAAGUUCGGUGAGCCCGGACACCAAGGAUGUGCUGGACCCAAAGGUGAUAAAGGACAGUCUGUGAGUUGUCCUGGUCCAGCCGGGGACAGGGGGCCUCCUGGACACUCAGGGCCCCCAGGCCCAUCUGGACCUCGGGGGGAUCCGGGACGCCCAGGUUUCGUUGGGGCUCAGGGGGAGAAAGGAUGCAAAGGAGAUCUAGGCCACCAGGGAGACACGGGUCCAUCAGGUGUGAUGGGCCCCACAGGUCCCAGAGGUCGGCCAGGUCCUGCAGGUGUUCCUGGUGAGGCCGGUGCUGAUGGUCCUCCAGGAGCGCAGGGCUGCCUGGGACUCAGAGGUCCUCCUGGACCGCUGGGACUUCAUGGACUGGAUGGACUGAAAGGAGUGAAAGGAGACAUGGGGACCAGAGGUCUAGGUGUUCAAGGUCCUCAAGGUUGCCAAGGUCUUCCAGGGGAUAAGGGACCUCCAGGCCAUCCAGGCCCCUGUGGUUCAUCCCAGCCCGGGCCCCCAGGACCUAAAGGCCCCCCAGGACCCAAAGGACCACCAGGUGAUUGUGGACCUCCAGGUGGACCAGGACCAGACUGUAAAGGCCCAAUCCCAGGACUUCCUGGAGAUCCCGGUUGCCCUGGACCAGAUGGAGAUCCAGGGUGCCCUGGUGACAUGGGGGAGCCAGGUCCCAACCCUCCCAUACCUGGAGAUGAUGGGGACAAUGGGGGCCCAGGAUGCCAGGGUCCGAAGGGAGAAAAUGGGUCUCUGGGGCCCAAAGGACUGCCAGGCAUAGCCGGAAAUCCUGGGUUGAAAGGUAAACGAGGGUCUCCAGGCCUGAUGGGACUACCUGGAAAUCGAGGUCCUGGAGGUUGUCCUGGUCCUGCUGGGCCUCCAGGACUAAAGGGAUCUGCUGGACAAGUGGGUCCCAAGGGGGAGAAGGGCCGAAACUCUACUUGCCCCACUUGCCAUGAAGCCCCACCGGGCCCACCUGGACCCCCUGGCCCCCCCGGUCAGCCUGGAUGCACUGGUCUCCAAGGAGAAAACGGCCUCACGGGACUCAAAGGUAAGAAGGGGAACCAAGGGUCUCAAGGACAAAAAGGCCCCAUGGGGCCACCAGGUCCAGAUGGAGACCAAGGAAAUCCAGGCCUGCAGGGGGAGAUUGGAGUUGUGGGAGCCAAGGGUGAUCCAGGUGUAGUCGGUGACCCUGGACCCUGCGGAGAAUCCAAAGUCCUGAACUCCGGCUUCCUGUUGGUGAUACACAGCCAGUCAAACAUGGUUCCCUCCUGUCCACAAAGAAUGAGGACUCUGUGGGUUGGAUACAGUCUGCUGUACCUAGAGGGUCAGGAGAGGGCCUACACACAGGACCUAGGUCAGGCGGGUUCGUGUAUGCGUGUCUUUUCCACCAUGCCUUUCUCCUCCUGCAACAAGAGAACCUGCUCUUAUGCCAGCCGCAACGACAAAUCCUAUUGGCUGUCGACAACGGCAGCAGUUCCCAGUGUACCUGUCGGUGGGGCCUCCAUCGAAGACCACAUCAGUCGCUGUGUGGUGUGUGAAGCCCCCUCCUCCCCCGUUGCACUGCACAGCCAGACCUCCAACCAGCCAAACUGCCCUCCCAACUGGAGGAGCCUGUGGACCGGAUACUCCUUCCUCAUGCAUACAGGUGCAGGCGAUGAGGGUGGUGGCCAGUCUCUGACAUCAUCAGGAAGCUGCCUGAAGGACUUCAGGGCCCAGCCCUUCGUGGAGUGCCAGGGGCCUCGAGGAACCUGCCACUACUUUGCCAACAUCUACAGCUUCUGGCUGACCAGAGUGGACAGCAUGACCUCGUCCUCCGACACGUCAUCCAGCACAUUGACAGAGGGCCCGCAGCAGAGGAGGAACAUCGGGAGGUGUAACGUCUGCAUGAGGGAGUGAGGAGCAUCUCCUCCUCCUGCAGAGUCCAAGAGGACGGACAGGAUGACACUCGUCUGAUUCUCUCUGUGAGGAGACACUGUCACGCUAAUGUUAAAGAUAACUCUGCCAAAUAAUAAUUCGAUCAAUCAUUCGUGUUCAAAUCAAUAGGAGCACAAACACUAAAACUGCACAAUUUAUAUUUGUCUUACUGCUUUGAACUGGGUUGUCUGAUAUUAUUCAUUUUACAUUCCACAACAAGUCUCAGUGUUUGAUGAAAUCUCUGAAUAGAUGGUAGAGAUUCGUCAAUAAAUAAGCCAUCUGAUUAACCGUUAUCAUACAGAGAAUUACAGCAUUUCUCAGAGUCACUGAUAUCUUUUUAAAAUAUGAUUCAGAACCUAACAGGUACCUUUACUUUUAGACCCUGAAUAUGAAAAUGUAAACAUUAAAGCUCAUUUAUUUAAUAUUUUCAUAUUAACACUGGAUCACAUCUCUGUAAUAUUAAAGUAUCUCUGCAGCUUUGCAGAGCUUUUUCGCCUCUUUUAGCGCCUAGUUUUGGUUCACUGGCAAAUUUCCUGUCUGGCUCAGUCUCCGUGUUUUCUGAUAAACUCCCUGUACACCUGUACUCUACCUUUCCAGCAGCAAACAGCAGACACACACAGUUAGCUGGUGAAAAAAGUGGAACAUCAAGCAGCUAGAGACAGAGAGUCAGACCAAAGAAGAGCUGAAAGGAUAAAAAAUGAUUCAAACAUUCGAUCACAUUGCUCUGUGUCUGCUGGAUGUUUGCUUAUGUAACCAGGUUGAAAUUAUCUUUAUUAUGUUCUAUACAUGAGUUUUUCAGCCCCUUGUUGGACAAAAUUAGUUAAUGCAGCUUUAAUAAGAAUCAUAAUGACAUAUUUUUGAGUUUUUUGUUUCUUUUUCAUAAUCCACAUAAAGUUGUUUUCUGUAGCAUUUAAACAGUGAAUUUGUCCCUUUAUGUGUAUGAAUAUUAUCUGAAAUCUGGAUACACUUCCACUUUUCAUUCCAGCAGAGGGCAGUCUUCACUCUCCAGAAAUAUAAUAUGUUUAUGUGAUUCAAAUCUUUCAGAGGAUUUGGUGAAAAUCGAGACUUUUGUUUUCAGCUCGUUCAUUCUCAGUGUCCACAGGCCUUCAGAUAGAAAACAGAAAAAGAAAUUUACAAACAAAAGAAACUUGAUUUAUCAUUGAUCAGUAAUUUGUUGAACGCUGUGAAGCAUGAGCUGAUGUUUUACUUUAUUGAUCAUCUUUCAUCUGUAACAACUGUCAUAUAUAGGCUUACCUGUUUCAAUUCAAACUGUCACCAAAGUAUCAAUAUUUAUUAAUACUUUUGUUCCUUAUAGAUCAUUGAAAAGUUAGUUUAGCCUUAGCCCUGUUUGUUAGUUAGACUACGUUUAAAGUGAAGGUCGAGUCCAUCAAUGAACAGCAACAUCCACCAAACCAGCAGUCACCUCUCAGUUAUAACACUGUGAUAACUCAGACAUAACUCAUCAGUAACUCACCAAUAACUUAGCAAUAACUCAGUAAUGACUUAUCAAUACUUCAUAGAUAAUACUGUAAUAACUCAUCAAUAUCCAUCAGUAACUCAUCAAUAACUCAUUGGUAACUCAGUAAUAACUCAGUAUUAACACAUAAAUAACUCAGUAAUAAGUCAUCAAUAAUUGAUCAAUAAUAAUUGAAACAUUUUCAAUCAGUCAGAGAUGUAUUUUUCUGAAAUUAUAUUUAUGUUUCUCACUGUUGUCGGGUGGAAACCUUGUAUCUCCCACUACAAGUCAAUAAAUAUAUUGAUAGAUUGGCAGCAUACUUAUUAUUAAAAAAACUCACAGCUCACAUUAUCAGUCAGCUGAUCAAAAGCAUCAAAAUAGAAGUUACAAGGUUUUCAUACCACAGUGUAAUGCAACAUCCUGUGAUGUCACAGCUGAUUGGUCGGUGGUGUUGGCGUGACGAUCUUUCCUCAUCAGAGAGGGCAAUGAGUGACCUUUAGCCCCGCCUCCAGCAUCGCCCACAUGACAACUGCACUGAAAACACAUCCUGAUUGGUCAGCUGACAGACAGUGGAUGCAUCCUGAUUGGUCAGCUGACGGACAGUGGAUGCAUCCUGAUUGGUCGGUCAGUAUUUUCUGUGAAUAUGUUUGACAUGAACUUUGAAACGUGUUCAGCUCAACUGUUAAUGUUCUUUUUCCAUGUUUUAAAGUAAAAACAGAGAGAACACAAAAUUGUGCUGUUACUCUGAGUCCAGCAUCAAAGCAGAACCAGAACCAGAACUGACCAGAACCAGAACCAGAACCAGAACAGAACAAGAAUCAGGAGUGUCUGGCAAAGCAACAGAAGAUGGUUAAACUAGAGUUCUGGUUCAGAUCUGAGGAAAUAUCCGUAAAUAUGUUUCAUGACUCUCGGGUGUCUUUAAAUCGUUCCACAAACCUCCAGAAGAACCUUCAUAGUUCUGCCAGUUUUCUUCUUCAUCAUUUAGUUUCAAACAGGAUGACUUCCUGCAGAGACUGACAGUGAAGCCAAUGUGGUUCAGUUUCUGAUUCCGGUUCCAGUUCUGGUUUCAUGCGUGUCAUCUCUCUGUGAUUUGUAAAUAUGUUUUUCGUACUGAACUUGGUCGCUUUAUAUUUUUACUGUAAAUGUCAUCAGAGUAUUUAUUUAGCCUGGAAUUCAUGUGGUGCUAUUUGAUGUUUCAUUUGUUCCUUUUUAUUUUAUUUUGGUAAAUGGUGACACACUGACAUCCUGCCCCUCUCCACCCUCCUCCAAAAUAAAAUAACAAAUACAUGAACACGUGUAACCCAUGGCAACGGCAUCCUUCUGACUGAUGGAUGUUUGUUGUGUAAAACAUUGUUAAAAAGUGAGACAUUCAGCAAAUUGGAUUAGUCACACUGACAGCUCAAGUCCCGCCCCCUCAAACACAGAGUGUGUGAUGUCAUAGCCAGUGAUGUCAUAGAUGAUCUGUCUUCCAUCAGACUUUAUUACAAGAUGAAACAGGUUCCUGAUGAUUCUGAGAUUAACACAUUUCUGAACGCCUCGUCAUUAAAAACACUACCCAGAAUGCUUUGAGAGGACGGCGGUGUUUAAUACUCAAGGUUUUCAUUAAAAUGAUGAGUUCAGCUCAUUUAUCUGAGAAUCCAGCAGAAAACAGGAUCAGAGCCAAUAAAAAACAUGAAAAUAAGAGACUAAAAAAUGUUAAAAUCAAAAUUUCAAAUGUUGAAAACAAAAUUUUAAAUCUUAAAAUGAAAGUUAAAAAGAAAAAAUAAGGUGUGAAAAGUGGGCAGGGCUCCAGCUGAUUAUUAUGAGAGGAGGGGCGGAGGGAGGCGUGUUGUAUUUAAAUCUGUCGGUGAUAUUUUAAUCUCAGUAGGAGGAAACUUCUCACUAACACUUGUGAAACAUUUUACUCUCUGUGAACGAACAACACUUCAAUAAAUCGCAUCAAACUUUCA
Thunnus maccoyii (southern bluefin tuna) is the source of this 8630-nucleotide messenger RNA. It is a transcript of the gene col4a4, whose product is annotated as collagen, type IV, alpha 4. NCBI's taxonomy places the organism in Eukaryota, Metazoa, Chordata, Actinopteri, Scombriformes, Scombridae. Gene Ontology annotation, cellular component: collagen trimer. The record is from RefSeq and is a predicted model, not a curated record. The transcript has 47 exons. The coding region runs from base 204 to 5207 and encodes 1667 amino acids. Gene Ontology annotation, molecular function: extracellular matrix structural constituent.